ACCUCUGGCUCGUCGGUGUUUCUUUUGGCGAGGCGACUUCAUUUUUCUGCCGGAGGAAGGAGAGAGGAGCCGGGAUCAUGUCGUCGGGAGACUCGCUGGAAGGAAGUGUCGCCACAGACAGCCACACAGCAACAGACAGGGCUGCAUGCACGGAGAACCUAACGGAGACAGAUGCCUAUAUCAGAAGCUCUUUGGCUCUGGAUCCUGCAGAGGAGUACAAGACGUCCAACAAGCGACGAGGCCUGGCGCUCAUCUUCAACCAGGAGCGUUUCUUCUGGCGCCUGGGCCUGAACGACAGGCACGGAACCAACGCCGACCGCUACAACCUGGAGACGAGGCUGACGGCUCUGGGCUUUGAAGUGAAAAGUUAUGAUAACUACAAAGAGGAGGAAGUCUUAGAAAACAUCGAAUCAGCUGCCAGCGCCAACCACUCGGACGCAGACUGCUUCUUGCUCAUCUUCCUGAGCCACGGUGAGAACAACCACGUUUACACCUACGACGGCAAGAUCGAAAUCCAGGACAUCACAGCCAUGUUCAAAGGAGACAAGUGCAAGAGCCUUGUGGGAAAACCCAAGAUCUUUAUACUGCAGGCGUGCCGCGGAGACAAGCAUGAUGACCCAGUGAUGGCCUUCGAUGCGGUUGACAGUGAAAUAAAGACCAAUGAGGUGGUGGUGGAUGCCAGCGCCGUCUACACCCUCCCUGCUGGAGCCGAUUUCCUCAUGUGCUAUUCUGUGGCUGAAGGCUACUAUUCCCACCGGGAGACCAUCAAUGGAUCCUGGUAUAUCCAGGAUCUAUGUGAGCUGCUUCAGAGGUUCGGGGAUUCCCUCGAAUUCACAGAGCUUCUCACGCUGGUCAACAGAAAAGUGUCAAUGAGGAGCGUUGGGAACUCUAGUGACCGGAACGCCAUCGGGAAGAAGCAAGUACCUUGCUUUGCUUCAAUGCUCACCAAGAAACUGUACUUCAGACCCAAAAAGUAGCAGCUUCUGAUCCCAGUCAUUCAAUUAGCUGUUGUUUCUUUUAUUGUUUCCUGUGCAACAGGUUCUGUUAAAUCCAGAUAUAAAUGAUGUUUUUCCUGUGGUCCACUUCUGUAUGUUGCUGCUGAGCACCAUUAUUGACAGAUGCACUCAACAAUCAGCUAAUUUAAAGGUGUGGAAUUUCCAAUCAAAUCAGUGGUUAUAAAAUAACAGGAAUGUGCAUUUCCCAGGAAGAGGUGAAAGGUGAAGGUUCUCCUGGGUUCAGGCGAUCGCACCUGAAACCUGCUUCACAAGUUUCACUUUGACAAAUCCGACUUCAUGUCUGGGUUGAACCAUGACUCCGUUUAUUAGGAGAUUUCAAAGGUUUGCAUCAACAUGACAGGAUGAUCAAGAUGCUGAUAAUAUCAGAGGUAGAGGCGACCAGGUGCCUGUAAAUCAGUGAAUGAUUUGCAGACUUAUCUAUUCUGACUUAACCGUUUAUUUCGUUUUAAUGUGAACAUGAAACCAAGUAGAUAAGAUGAGGUUAUAAUAUAAUGUUGGCCUCUGUGUAGGUAGUUAAUUUAAUUUAAUUUUUCAAGGAAUCUAAUAUUAAAAAGGAAGGAAAGGAGCCAAGUAAGCAUCUUAUAUAGCAAAUGCUAUGUAUGUUAUAAACGCUGUUAUUUAGUGAUUAAAUUCAGGAUCUGAGCUAUUUCCUGGUGGUAGCCCUGAAUGCAUCUUUACAUAUUUAUAGUAAAUGUAUUUUACCAGAUGAUUUUAUUCCUACCCUUUGAGAAGCUGUCUGUCCCAGAAGGUCCAGUCUCAGGGUUACUACAUAUUUCAUUUUAACUUUAUAAAGACAAAUUAAGUGAAUACAAUUUAGCUUGAGGCUUUUUUUUUGUGCCAGAAAUGUGAAAUCAAUCUCUUGAGAAUCUUAAUUCGUGGUCUUCAUGUAUUGUAUCGCUACAAGUUGUAAAAUGUUCCUUCCUGUUAUUUUAUCCAACCACUGUAACUCUAACUGCAAGAUGACCAUGGACCACCUUCUGCGUUAGCGAGUCUACUUUGCCUUGUUUAAUCCAGUUUCAACCACUGUGGUACCACAACAAUAUUGUCUUAUCCUCUUUUUGUCUCUGCUGAAAAUGUCAAAUGACCAACUUGUUUUUUUUUAGCUAUAAAAUCUCUUAUUUUUGCGAGGCAGUUGACAUCACAGCACGACAAACAGUGCUUGAUGAUACAGAUGAUUUUGUUCACAUCAUGGUUUAACUGUCUCUCUAAGCACCAAUGAUCACGUAAACGCAUUAUCCAGGGACAACGUUAACAAGCUGAUUGUCCAAACCCACGACACCAAAAAGGGAAUCAAUGUUUGUGCUGUUCUUUGUGUCGUAGCAGUUUACAGUACUACAUUUUAAUAUUGCGUAUUUGCACCCAAAACAGCAACAAACGACAAUGUGGAAAACUACCUCAGGGAGAAGGGGUGUCCUGUUCUUUAAACACGUACUGUGGACCUAAAACACUUUCAGCUGUGUUGCAUGACCAAUACUCAGGAAAUACAUAACUACCAGCAAACACUAUUCUGUAUUUUUGUGAUCUGAAUCUUGUUUUUACAAUAAAUUCUGCGUGACAUAAAUUUUGUGAUUUAUUUUAGAAAUUGUUUGCAAAUCUUCAUCCACAAAAUAAAACAUUUAAACAGAGUAA
This is a messenger RNA of Pleuronectes platessa (European plaice), 2645 nucleotides long. RefSeq names its product caspase-6. Gene Ontology annotation, biological process: apoptotic process; proteolysis. The transcript is spliced from 8 exons. Gene Ontology annotation, cellular component: cytoplasm. The coding region runs from base 78 to 977 and encodes 299 amino acids. The record is from RefSeq and is a predicted model, not a curated record. NCBI's taxonomy places the organism in Eukaryota, Metazoa, Chordata, Actinopteri, Pleuronectiformes, Pleuronectidae.